GUCCGAGGAGGUCCGAGGACUUUCGGAGCUAGCCGAAGUAUCGCCGACAGUUUCCGGAAAGAGCCGAGGGUCUUCGAGGGACGGCGCUGAAGCGCAAUUAUGGCGGCGUCCGGCGCUGUGGUAUCUGAGAAGAGCGAGGAACCAGUAUUGGAGGCUGAGGCGCUGACCGCGGCCCGGGAGCGAAGCAGCCGAUUCUUGAGCGGCCUGGAGAUGGUGAAACAGGGCGCCGAGGCACGCGUGUUCCGUGGCCGGUUCCAGGGCCGCGCAGCCGUGGUGAAGCAUCGUUUCCCCAAGGGCUACCGGCAUCCGGCGCUGGAAGCGCGGCUCAGCCGGAGGCGGACUGUGCAGGAGGCCCGGGCGCUGCUCCGCUGCCGCCGCGCAGGGAUCUCUGCCCCAGUUGUCUUUUUUGUGGACUAUGCUUCUAACUGUUUAUACAUGGAAGAAAUUGAAGAUUCAGUGACUGUUCGAGAUUAUAUUGAAUCCACCAUGGAGACUGAAAAAGCUCCCCAAACUCUCUCUUGCUUAGCAGAGAAAGUUGGGCAGGUUUUGGCUCGAAUGCAUGAUGAAGACCUCAUUCAUGGUGAUCUCACCACCUCAAACAUGCUCCUGAAACCCCCAAUGGAACAGCUGAACAUUGUGCUUAUAGACUUUGGGCUGAGUUUCAUUUCAGCACUUCCAGAAGAUAAGGGAGUAGACCUGUAUGUCCUAGAGAAGGCUUUCCUCAGCACCCAUCCCAACACUGAGACUGUGUUUGAAGCUUUUCUGAAGAGCUACUCGGCCUCCUCAAAAAAGGCCAAGCCAGUGCUAAAAAAAUUAGAUGAAGUGCGCCUGAGAGGAAGAAAGAGGUCUAUGGUUGGGUAGAAGAAUGUGUGUGACAAUCACACACUGUUAAGCUAUUUAUUUCAUAGUAAAUUUGAAGGAGUGCUAUGAAUUUGAGUUAAGACCUAAAUAAAGGUGUUGAGAUAU
Messenger RNA from Choloepus didactylus (southern two-toed sloth), 966 nucleotides. It is a transcript of the gene TP53RK, whose product is annotated as TP53 regulating kinase. The transcript is spliced from 2 exons. The coding region runs from base 100 to 861 and encodes 253 amino acids. Gene Ontology annotation, cellular component: nucleus; EKC/KEOPS complex; cytosol. Gene Ontology annotation, molecular function: ATP binding; protein serine/threonine kinase activity. Gene Ontology annotation, biological process: protein phosphorylation. NCBI's taxonomy places the organism in Eukaryota, Metazoa, Chordata, Mammalia, Pilosa, Megalonychidae. The record is from RefSeq and is a predicted model, not a curated record.